AUGUUUCGAAAGUUUAACAACCGGAGGAUUUCAUGGUCCGAGAUGAGUUGGACGGUGUUGAUUGUUGUACCUCUGCUUGAGGAGUUCUUGUCCGUCCAGCAUGAGAUCAUGUUUAACUGCGUGAACUCUAGCUCAUCAGCCGGGAGUGCCAGAAGAGCCCAAGGAGGGCAGAGUUAUUUGCCUAGUCGCCCUGAUGUGAUUGGACUUGCGGCCGAGGGUCAAUCCGAGGUGUUCUAUAGCGAGAUUAAGCUGGAGAAGGCCACUGCAGAAUCCCAGAACAUCGAUCGUCUAUGGCUAGCCAUUUUUUACAAGGAUGCAUUGGAUUUAUAUGGGGGGACUGCCAUUCCUCCAGUAGUAUCAUUCCAGGUCAUCGGGAAGCAAGUGGCGAUCUUUGCGAUGAGUAAACAAUACGACCCUGCACUGCAAGUUGUCGUCGUUUUCGCUGCCCGUGACUCUAGGGAAGCUAGAUCUACACGAAGACGUUUUCUUUUCACUUUCCAAGUGCAGACAUUAAUUAAGACGACACCCGAAAUGCUGACCAGGAAACGGUCAAAGCCUAUCGCCAUUCAAGGUAUCCCCACUAUGACGACUCCUGAUAGAAUGGAAAUCAUGGUGACAGGUGACAGUAAGUAG
Lobosporangium transversale is the source of this 633-nucleotide messenger RNA. RefSeq lists its product as hypothetical. The coding region runs from base 1 to 633 and encodes 210 amino acids. The transcript has 2 exons. NCBI's taxonomy places the organism in Eukaryota, Fungi, Mortierellomycota, Mortierellomycetes, Mortierellales, Mortierellaceae. The record is from RefSeq and is a predicted model, not a curated record.